AAUCAUUCUUUCCCCCUCACCGCCACCCUCCCGCCCUUCCCCUCCCCUUCCCCUUCCCCUGCACUGAAUGAAUGGGAGAGUCUCCAGGGUUUUCUUCUGCUUCUCGCCCUGGAGUGGAGAAGUGAGGGGACAUCUCUCUAUCCUCAUCCAUCUCAAUCUCGCUCCAUCCAUUCCCGAGAGGAUUUCAGACGGUGCAAUGUGUUUUCAGCCUCUUGAUGUUGCUACCACUUGAUACUAUGCUACGCACGGGGAGAGGGCUUUGCAAAAAUGGAUUUGUUCGAUUUUAAAGGAUUUCUUCUCUAAUAAGGAUCGCAUUGCACACAAAUAUGACUAAAUCCCCUAUUUGGUAAAUCUUUCUUCCCCCCACCCCUCCUCUUUGGGUUCCCUCCUGCCCGCCCCCACCCCUUCAGAGGAGCAAGCACAGGGAGCUGAUGACGGACCCAUUAAUCCCUUCUUCAAUGCAUCAAAAGAAGCCGAAGGGCUGGAAGUCGCUGGGCUCGGAGUCCUGCAGGAAAUGCUUCCAUCUGCUUUUGGUUUUGUACGAAACUGGUGACUAGGGGCUCAGCUCGCCCCGCCGCCGCCGCCCGCCGGCACCUGGAUGCGCGGGCCGCCGCCGCCGCCGCCGCCUUGCCCGCCGCCGCGAUGCAACGCUCAUGGUGGUGCUGAUGGUAGCUCGGGUGUUAUGGGAUUGAGCCGGCAGUGAUUAUUUGAAGGCGGUGAGGGAGAGCGGGCGAGAGGAAAGGCUGCUCCGCUCUGCUGUGUGUGGGCUUCGGGAUAUUUUUUUUUUUUUCUUUUCUUCUUUUCCUACUUCCAUCCUCUCCCCGCCACUGGAAGUCCUCCCGUAUCUAAAUGGAAUUAGUGGAGACCGAAGCCCCUUGUGUAAGGAACAGACAUGACCCAUGGGCGCAGCUUCUUUCACAUUGUAGCAAGUCUAAUCAUUCUACAUUUGUCUGGGGCAACCAAAAAAGGAACAGAAAAGCAAAAUACUUCCGAAGGACAGAAACCAGUGCAGUGUGGAACUUGGACAAAAUAUGCAGAAGGAGGCAUCUUCACUUCACCCAAUUACCCCAACAAGUAUCCUCCUGACAGAGAGUGCGUCUACAUUAUAGAAGCUGCCCCUAGACAAUGCAUUGAACUGCACUUUGAUGAAAAAUAUUCCAUAGAGCCUUCUUGGGAGUGUAAAUUUGACCAUAUUGAAGUACGAGAUGGACCUUUUGGCUUUUCCCCAAUCAUUGGACGUUUCUGUGGACAGCAAAAUCCACCUAUGAUAAAAUCCAGUGGCAGAUUCCUAUGGAUUAAAUUUUUUUCUGAUGGUGAGCUGGAAUCUAUUGGGUUUUCUGCUCGGUAUAAUUUUACACCUGAUCCGGAUUUUAAGGACCUUGGCGUUUUGAAACCAUUACCAGUUUGUGAGUUUGAGAUGGGAGGACCUGAAGGAAUUGUGGAAUCGAUACAAAUAGUCAAAGAAGGAAAAGCUUCUGAAACUGAAGCAGUAGACUGUAAAUGGUACAUCCGAGCACCACCUCGAUCCAAGAUCUAUUUGCGAUUCUUGGACUACGAGAUGCAGAAUUCUAAUGAAUGUAAAAGGAAUUUCGUAGCUGUCUAUGACGGAAGCAGCUCUGUGGAGGAUUUGAAAGCGAAGUUUUGCAGCACUGUUGCUAAUGAUGUAAUGCUGAGGACAGGUCUCGGUGUAAUCCGCAUGUGGGCAGAUGAAGGCAGUCGAAGCAGCCGAUUCCAGAUGCUCUUCACAUCUUUCCAAGAACCCCCUUGUGAAGCCAACACAUUCUUUUGCCACAGUAAUAUGUGUAUUAAUAAUACAUUGGUCUGCAAUGGACUCCAGAAUUGUGUGUAUCCUUGGGAUGAAAAUCACUGCAAAGAAAAAAGAAAAGCUAACCUAUUGGACCAGCUUACCAAUACCAGUGGGACUAUAAUUGGGGUGUCUUCUUGCAUUGUGAUCAUCCUCAUUGUUAUCUCUGUUAUAGUACAGAUCAAGCAGCCUCGUAAAAAAUUUGUCCAAAGGAAAACAGACUUUGAUCAAACAGUGUUCCAGGAGGUGUUUGAACCUCCUCAUUAUGAGUUAUGCACCCUCAGAGGGACAGGGACUACAGCUGACCUUGCUGAUGUUGCAGAUGACUUUGAAAAUUACCAUAAACUGCGGAGAUCAUCUUCAAAAUGCAUUCAUGACCAUCACUGUGGAUCACAAGUGUCUAGCAUUAAGGGCAGCCGUAGUAACCUCAGCACAAGAGAUGCUUCUGUCUUGACAGAAAUACAACCCCAGCCUGUAAAACCACUCAUUCAGCCCAUAAACAGGAGAAAUAUCCUUGUCAUGAAGCAUAGCUACUCACAAGAUGCUGCAGAUGCGUGUGAGAUAGACGAAAUUGAAGAGGUACCAACCACAAGUCACAGGCUGUCCAGACAUGAUAAAGCUGUUCAGCGGUUCUGCCUCAUUGGGUCUCUAAGCAAACAUGAGUCUGAGUACAACACAACUAGGGUCUAAGAGACAGACUUGAGACUGCUUGAGAAUAGUGCGCUCCUGGGUGAUUUUGAACAUGCUACAAUGAAAUGUGAAACUAUCGUCCUUGGAAACACCAGCUAGAGGUUUUAUGGACUCUCUGACCAGCUAUUCUCAUAUCAUGACAAAAUUCAGCAAACAGUGUUGAGUAAAAUUGCUAGAAGGUGAUAAGACUUUGGUUAUUAUGCUUAUUGGUCAUUUCUCUUUUUCUUUUUUCUCUCUUCUUUUUGUUGCAAGUUAAAUUCCCAGUUUCAGGAACAAUUUAUUGAAAUCAGGUAUUUAGCCGUUCAUAGUCACUUCAAUAGAAAUGUUUGUUGGACAAGCAUCUAGCAAUAUGACUGAAUUUGACAUUGAGAAAAUAAUCUGCAUGUAUGUUAUUGAAUAUUUGAGUUGGAAAAAAUCCCUUUAUUAGAUGCAUUGUAAAAAGCAUGCAUUCACAAUUAUUGCUGUUACUGUUCCAUUUCUGUGUCAUAUGCUUGCUACUUGUAACUUUUUAUAUAAAGAUACAUAAAACAAUGUAUAAUAAUUUCUUACCUUGAGUUUAAUGGCAAUGUUUUCUUUUACCAAAUUUAUAAAUCUUGUGUAAUUCGGGAGAUUCAGCUCAAAAUGUAGCUUCUAGGAACAUGAAACCUAGACAUGUCAGAGAAUCGCUUGUUAAAAAGCAAAAUACAUUAAUAUCUCAAGAUUUAAAUGAAUUCAUAAUACAAAAUCUUGAUCACAUAAUUUCAGUUAAAAUGCUUGUGAUAACCUUUAUGUUCAGUUCUGCACUUUUGCCAAAUUUAUUUCCAUGGCAAUUAUUAGGAAGUUUGUUUCAGUGUAGCACAGUAGCAAAUUUUUAUCGGUUAUACAAACAUUAUGGCACACAUAGAGAUACAGAUAUAAACCACUUCCUUGUGCAAGAUAAAAUGAUAUUCAUAAUUCAAGCUAUAAACAUUAGUAACCAGCACCAAAAUCAAACCUGAGAGGUUAAGUUAUUAAGGAAAUAUUGUAGACUAAAAAGCCACAAUUAUGUAAAGUUGAAAACUCCCUCAUUUAAGAAGUCAAUAACCAUGUUUAAUAUCAUAGUUUUGUUAUCUAUUUAAAGAAUUAUCUUCAAAAUUCUGUUUCAUAACAAAUCCCAGUUCCUUCCUAAACAUAUCAUGUCAUUCAUAGUUGUUAGUUUUUUCUGUAUAAAAAAAUUUGCUAGUUUUAUUGAAAAAGUGGGAAGAAUUCCAUGGAUCUUCCCAACGUAUAAAAAGAUGGCAAAAGAGAAAACCUGAAAGACUGAUGUAAAAAAAAAAAGGUGAAAUGUAUAAACUAUUUAAAUAUAUAGUUAUUUACAUAACUAAAACCACUAGAAAUCUGUUUUCUACAAAACAAUUUCUAUGAAUGUCAUUUAAGAAUCACAAAGAAGAAGGAUUGUUUCAGGUAUUUUACCUCCUUUUUUGGUACACCAUAUUUGCAAUGUAUUUUACAUAAUUGAUUUUAGCUUGAUUAAUUUGUUUGUUAUCAUAUAUUAGCUGCCAAAAUCAGUACUCCCUUCUUUGCAGUCAUUGAGAGUCAUUGAGUCAUCUCUCAAUUACAUGGAUUUUUAGCAUGCACAAAUAAUUCAUUCCCAGAUCAAUAUCUCUUUCCAAGUUCAUAUAUUUUAUCAUUGCUAUUUUUCUUAAUCUUUCUACAUCCUAUCUCAUGAUCCUUUCUUAAGUAUAUUUUGUUAAGAUAUUUGCCACAUCUAUGCUUAAAAUGGAUGCAUAUACAUGCAUCCAUUAUAAAAUCAAGGAAGAAUGAAAUACUUGCUGAAAGAAAUGCAUAUACAUGCACACACAUUUAUGUAUAUUUAUAAAUAUUUGCUAAUGGAGAUAGUGUAUAAAUAAAUACAUAAGGAGAAAUCUAAAUAUAGGAAUUUAGCUUUGAAUGAAUUAUAUUUGUCAUCUAGAAAAAUGCUGAAGCCUUCGAUUUCAAAGUUGCUAUAUAUUUAAGUGCCUAAAUCCCACUGAACCAUAGAGUUGGUCUAGUCCCUCCUAGACAUGCACACAAUGAAAUCAAUUUCAUUAUUUUUCCAGUGAUGCAAGUGUUGACUGAGAGAACUGAAUUGGAGAAGACAUGGAUAUUAAUGAUCAUGCUGCAUGCACAUCCUUGCUUUUUGAAAAAAAAAACCCACCCAAUUGAGUGAGGGAAAAUUAGUAAGAAACAUAAAAUGAAAUGUGUAAAUAGAGCAGGUCAAAGUAAAAAUGUUAAUACUUACUUGAUCAUGGAAACGUCUUUAGAAACAUGUUGUCUAAUAAUUAGGUAUACCCUUAAACAAAAACCCAUUGUAAGUCACAAAGUAGGUGUAUACUGAGGGAACAGGGUCAAAUUAUAAAAUUAUCCAUUAAAAAAAUAAACAACUAUAGAUUAAAGCCCAAUUAAAAAAAUAUAAUUGAAAUAUUUAAUUUUAAGUAAUUAUAUUCUGCAUAUAGAUGGUGUAAAUAAUACCCUAGUCCACUAUAAUGCUAACAGUAAAGAUAACUUCUGUUUGGUAUCACACAAUAGUAGGAUAUCUUAAUGUAAUCUAUAAAACUCAAACUAUUAAAAUAAAAGGGGUUGUUGCUGAAAGUAAACAGUUUGCUUUUCCUAUGAGUAUUUUUUAUUAUUUUGAAACCACUUUUUUAAACCUGGAAAACAGUUCAAGUAAGUUAGUUCGAUCAGACAAACUAAUUCAGGCAACUUCAAGUUCACCCAAAUUCAAUUAGCUAUAAAGAGAACACUCAAAACUGGUAUUUGAUGAAAUACAAUGAGUGACAUUUAACCUAUUCUAUUAAACCUUUUCCAUUUUACAGAAAGUAGGUUUUGGCUUGUUAAAUUACCAGCUGACCUGGUAGAGUUUGCUUCAUGCAUUCUAUAUCAUGUUUGCCUUAAGCUAAAACUAAGUAUGGUAGUUUCUAGACCAUUUUGGUUUGAUUGGUGCAAUGUGUGUGAUGUAUAGCCAUGUUGACAGUACGCUUAUUUCUUUUAAAGAUGAGUUUUUUGUUAUCACAGUACAUUGCCACAUUGUUCAUAGUUUUGCUUUUUUUUUUUUUUCUCCCGUGGGUGUAGUGUUAUGUAUAUAGUUUUCUUUUUAGAUGACAGUGUGAACAACCACUCCCAAACAUUUUUCUCUGCUCCAGGAAAUAUGUCCUUUUCAAAUUGUGAAGUCUUCUCUGCAGUAUCACUUAAAAAUCUCUGGAAGUCCAUUUUGUAAACCAUCCCAGUGUAAACCAUUUCUAUCUUUCUGAUUCUAAAAACAGCUUGAUUUAAAAAAAAAAACAAACCAAAAAGGCUCUGAGAAAUGUUAGUACCUUAUCCUUCUAUUUUUCUCCAUUUUUAUGCUGGAGAUAUUCUCUUGAACCUAGCAAUGAUGUAACCAAAGGAAGUGAAUAACGGAAAGUAGAAAGGUUUCCUCUCAAAAGAAAUUGCAAGCACCAAAACAAACAAACAAAAAAAAUAGACAAAGAAAAGAAAUAGAGAAAUGUAUGCUAAUUAGAAGAAGAGUGUGAAGGAUUGUUGCUCACAGCCAUUCACAAAUUUACAGACACACUUAGGACAGAUAAAUUCUUUAGCUACCAAAUAAAAAUGUACUGUACACACCCAAAUCAAAAAGAUAGCUGUAAUACCUGUGCUUUAUAGAACACUGUCCUAUGAACAAGAAGUUGGCCUUUUGUGUUUUCUUGUCUUCUACUUCAUGUGCAAUCUCCCUGCUACCACAAAGAUAUUACAGCUGAGGGAGCACAGCUGAAGAGCUAAGUGAUACAAAGGAAGAAAACUGCACCAUUCAAAACUCUUUUUAAUACAGAAGUCUGUAUCUGAUCUGGAAGUCUCUUAUCUCCUCGCUCCUGACUCAACAUUUGAUGUUAAGUCCUGGACUCAUGGCUCCACUGUUCUUCCUCAUCACUAUGUUAUCAUCUCUUUUUACUCUUUGAUGAUCAUUUUACAUCUUUAUCAUUGCUGCCUUCCAUUUCUGUCCACAGUGAGUUCAGCUCUGUUCCCUUGUCUCCUCCAAAUUCACUGGAAAGUCUGAAAACCUAUCAGCUUGUUGACCUUGUGUUACCUUUGCAUCCACCUGGCUCUUCCCCAUCUCUCACUUCAGAGUCAUCUUAACCCUACCUUGCCUAUAAACAGCAAAACAAAAACAUGUAAUUGCAGCAUGUCUUAAUUACUUUUAAUUUAUGCAGCACAACAAAUGCUAUGCAGAUGCAUUUACUGGAGUAUGGGCUUAUUAGGGAUACUGGAUUUGUAUUUUAAUGACUGUGCAUCAGCGUUGUCUGGGCCAUCUACCUAUGGGUUGACAUGUCUGCUCCUGCUAUAGUCAUACCUCACUGUGCCAUGAAGAGAAACUCCCCUCCACCCCUUUUCUUCUCCCAGUGACACCUGCACCAUUGUCAAACCAAGCUUUCUUUCAAGCGUUUCUUUGUUUUGUCCUAUGCUGUAUUUGUAUUAGUAUGUCACUCCAGACAACGUAAAUCCCUGUCCUCCCUUCCUUCAUAUGCCUAUUAAAACACAUUUGAGCUGCAUAGCCUGCCGGUGGUGUGGCAGAGCUAUCGUCAGCAAGGUAAGAACAUCAGCUACCAGGUGAAGCAGGAGUUGCUGCUUCCCUCCAUUUUCUUUCCCAGGAAAAGGAGUCGUGCUGAUCUGCAAUCUCCCAACAAGGUCUAUGGGAAAAAAAGGGAAGCUGCUAUCCCCUUCAAGCAACAAACUGUAACUAGGAGUAAAGAGACAAUCUAAGCAGCUCAUGAUAAAAACAGAAAGAACAAGAUUUCUCAGAUUUCAUUACUGAAGUAACAGGCCUGACCAACACCGCGCAGCAGCACUGCAUCUCUUCAUUCUCAAAUACGGGAAGACUGAAAAGCACAUCUUUAUCCCAGGAAGCAGGAUACCACAACUCAUUCUUCAGACAUGCUCAUUGAUAAGCACCUAUCUGAAGCAUUUGUUGUUGAACGUCACCACUCAAAUGACAUUAAGCUUGAGCAGGAAGCUCUGAAAAUCUAAAUUUUUGUAUCCUCCACUCCCACUGACAUUUAUUAAUGUUUUAAAGUGCUCCAAACCUCUCAGGAACUGUUUAUUCAGUUUGGAGCCGACUUUUCUCAGUGAUGAGUACCAGCUGGGUCAGAAGAAAGAAGAAAAUCUUUGCAUUUGAAGAUUGCUAGUAUAUUUUGUCAAUGUGAAGAACAACUUGAGUCUAUAGCCAUAUGGAUUCUUCUACUGUUAGGGGAGAAAAAAUCCGGAAGUUCCAACUAGCUAGGUUUAUGCCAUAGUUGUAUUUUCACCAUGGGAAAACAGUCCUUACUAUCCUCAAUUUCAAAGUGCAUGCAAGAGAAAGUGGAAAGUAAAGAAGGCUGCUAAGAAAAAAAAAAUAAUCCCCAGGAGUGAUUAAAAAUUUGCAAGAAGCUCGUUUGAACAAAAGUCAUGAAUCCCUCUCCUGCCUCUAGUCAUGCAGGAUGCCUAAGGAUUUGGACCGAACUGGUGGAAUUGAAUAUAACUAGGAAUUGAAAAUGCUCCCGGUUAAGGUCUUAUUGUCACUGAAAAUGAUCUCAGCUUCACCUUUCAAAUUCCAGUGGACGGUAACCUAAAGUGAAAUUGUUUGGCUGAAAUUGCUGGGACCUAAGGUACUCCAAGCUACUGGAAAGACAUCUUAUUAUUAAUGCUGCAUUAAUGAAGAGAUUGGACUUAGGGCAUGAUCCAGAGCCCAUUGUAGUCAAUGGGAGUCUUUUUCCAUUGACUUCAGCGGGGUUUGGAUCAGGCCUUUACUUCCUAAAAUGAAAAGACUCCCAGCAAAAGUCUGCUGUAAGCAAGCGGCACUCAUUUUCUGAAAUCUUAGAAGAUGCUGAAGACAGUAGUAUACUCAUACUUCGUUCAUGAGUAUGGCUCGCUGCUCAUGGGGAGUGACCAUUUUCAAAAUUUCUAUUUCUAUAUAAGGGAUCUAAAUACGCUAUACAAUUUGAAGGAAAUUAAAGGAUUUCUUUAAAAAAAACAAAUAGUAGCGGAUUAAAAAGUUUCUGUUUUGUUGUUGUUGUUAUUGUCACUGUUGUUUUUUCUGAAUAAUUUUAAAGAAUUUUCCUACAUUGAAGAGCAAGUAGAAAAAAUUUAAAUCCUCCCCUACCUCUUGAACACAUGCACUUUCCAAGGAAAAAGCUAUGUUUUAAGUCAUGUAAAAGUCUGAAAUCUGAAUACCUGAGAGCACAGGCUGAGCAAAAGCUUCAAGGCUUUUGGCUUCACAGUCUUGAUAAGUUAGGAAAGUCUGACUGACAUCUGCAGGACUGUCUCUGUGUCUGAGCUAGUUGUUUAAGAUUUCCUUUACAUGUAGUGCUUUUGUAGCAGAAAUCUGAUCAUGCUUGUGCAGUUGUUUAAAGUAGAUCUGAUGAACUACGUCCCAAAACUAUCUCUAUCUCUCCACUGAUUACGAAAGGAAUAAAUAUGAUAACUGAAAAUUUCAUGUAUACAUUUGAGCACAUGAUUUGCUUCAGCCUCCCUCCUCAGUUAAAACAGAGAACCUUAAAACCUUGUGAUCAGGCCCAACAAAAAGCUUGUAAUCAAGGCAGGAGGUUCAAGAGUGAAGUGGCUGAGAAAGCCUUUGGACUUCCAAUCUUGUCAGUUAACACAAGUUUUAGAGAAACUUUAUAAUCAAAGAAUAGGGAUCAUUAUUUCACCUGAUAAUUUAUUUUCUUAUUAAAAGUUACAUUUCUUACGAGGUGACUUGUGAUAGGUCAUAUCGCCCUUGACUGAUGCGACCUUGUUUGACCCCAUCUAUGCAGUAUGCAAAGUUGCAUACAUCAAAAAUUCUCUUUGAACACUGGAACGGUGCACUAUUAAGUUUUGCGAAAUUAUAUUCUGUGGGGCAGGUUGGCAUGACUGUAGUUUAUAAUGCAACCGAACUGUAAAUCUGUAUAUGUAAAUUGUAAAUACUGUCUUAAGGUUGACUUUCCACUACUGGUUUUUGAAGGUUGGUCUUAUAUUUUAGUUUCCUAAAAAAUGUUUCACUCUUUCUUUUAUUUGAUAUAGUCUCUUCACUUCAGUUUAUGAUUUUCUUAUUGCUAGUUCUUAAACUUAAUGCAAGAAUACCAAUUAAAACUGUUAAUAUAUUGGCUGCUGUAAUGAAUCUCUUUUCCGAACUUGUAAGAGAAUGUUGGUAGUAUGCCUCUUUGUAUCCUUGAAAAAAAUGCUAUGAUAACACUGCUGAAAAGUUUUGGAAUUUUUCCCUUUAUACCGUGUAAAUUAUUUCUGUCAUCUAUGUUAUUAAAUUUUAAUUCAGUAAAGCUGAGCUAACAAACUAUGAAGGGCACAGACUCUAAACCUUUCAACAGCUUUGGCAGGAAAAGUUAUGCAAGGAAAAUACAUCUGAAGGUAUGAAUGGGGAAUUGGAGGAUCAGCUGUUUGAGUGAGAGAUGUUAUAAAAGAAGGACUGUAUUUAGUAUUAAGGAUGAUAAUUUACAUCUUCACCUUGAAAAGUAAUAUGCAUAUGUUUUACAGAGUGUGAUAAUUCAGGUUGACCAAAUCACAAGAAUGUCAAUAAACUUCCUUUUCUGGUGCCUACCUAAAACAAAUAACCUUUCUUUUCUUCUUUGAGAUAACACAGAAAUAUGAAAUGCAAGAAUUCAUUCAAGUAUGCCGCUGUGGUGUAGCAAAUUGCAUACUGUCCCAGCUCAGACAGAGCUGUUCUGCAGAAACUUUACAUGUUAUCUCUAGAACAUUAAGUUAUCUACAGACAACCUAAGUGUUGCCACAGUCUUAUUUUUAAGAAUCUUUUAAGUGAUGUUGGCUAUGUAGCUAUCUAUGAAACUGUCACUGGUCAAAUAAAUCAGGACUAUCUUAUUGCUGGUUUCUCAUAUCAAGGUAAUAUAUGUGUAUUAGCUAAGAAGAGGUGAAAUGGCUGAACUUUGGAAAACCAUCCUGAUGCACAAGUGGACAAAGGAAACUAACCAAACAGUAUGUGGAAUUGUAUAUCUACUAUCUGUAUAGGUUUGUUUUCUCAUUAAGGUUUAUUUAGGACAAUGACUCAAAAGUAUACAGAAAAAUAAUCCAUCCUCUCAUAUAUAAAAAGAGAACAAAUGGGUACUUAUAUGAAAAUUAAUUACUUAAAUAGCUGUUACUCACUGGGAUACUGAAUGAAGCAUUGUUAUUGGCAAACAGUAUUGAUUUCUUCAUACUGCAUGUAAUGAUUAAAAUAAGGCUAUAAAAUAAUCUAUUAAUGUAGAGAGACAUUUUUAAGAGUACUAGAGAGUGAUAAUGUUGAUUUUGUACAGAAGCAAUGCAUGUUAAAAGAGAAAACACAUCAAAGCCUAUUAACCUAGUGAGUUUACACCCAAAAAGUGGAACAACCAGUUUGAGGCACAGUUGAUGAUGUCAAAUAGAUUUAUGUCAUUGGAAAUUAAUUCCUGUUGUGGUUUAGGCUGGGCUGGACACUACAUGAACAACAGAUGUUCUCUUUAAACUCUUUCCCUUACCAAAGAAUAAGGGAGAGAGACUUAUAGAUUGAAAAGAAACUAAACUACUUUAAUGAAAUAUUAUGAAAUGAAAACUGUUGACAAUAAAAGUAAAAUGAUAAUAAGAAUUAAUAAGAAAACAAUGAAAUACAUACAAUUAAAAUAUAUGCAAAAUCAGUAUUGAGCUCCCAGGAUGACGAUCACAUCAUCGACAGGCACUGGGAAAGUCUCAGACUGGACUCAGCAACAGAUGGGAACUGGAUUCAAGAACUGGAUUUAGGAAUGCACAGAACAGGAUGAAAGGCAAAUGGACAGAGAAAGUCCUCUUUGGAUACCCGUCAUUGAAGAAAAGAAAGCUAACCCCUUUGAACCCAUACUGAGCAUGAUGCAGACAGGGUGGAACACCUCGUUGGUCAGUUUUGGGUCACCUGUCCUAUCUGCUGCUCCCCAGAGGUGUAACCCCUUUACACUCUUCCAUCUCCAACCCUCCAAAGUGGCACAUAUCAAAGGUAGCUGACCUUGGUUGUUAUACCCAUAAUUAUAAGCAAGAGCCUCUCUCGUACCAUUACUGGGUAUUAACUACAAACAACAGCCCUUAUGUCUGUUAGGAGUGGAUACUGUCUGAACAAUAUGCCAUUAAUUUCAGAGAGUGCAGUUAGUUAGAAAGGUCUUCACUGGAAAGUAAAAUUAUUGCAAAGAAAAAUGGUUCUGUUUUGUCUCAGGCCAGGACAGUUUCAUUGUUCAGAGGUGAUAUAUCCCAAAGUACUAGGAUGUAGGGAAUCCUGAGUCUUGAGAACUUGAAAGAGAGUGUCAGUUGCCACAUUCACCUAUGCAAGGAAAAAUACCAUUCCUUAACUGAGCUGUGGAAAUGUGCUAUACACACAGAGAGAGACAGACCCCCAGACACCAUCUUCACACACAGUUGAUGCAUUUGCUAUUCACUGUUUUGACAAUGACCAUGAGCCAGCACUGUGUCCUUGUGGCCAAGAAGGCCAAUGGCAUCUUGGGGUGCAUCAGGAAGAGUGUGACCAGCAAGUCAAGGGAGGUUAUCCUGCCCCUCUACUCUGAGCUAGUGAGGCCCCAUCUGGAGUACUGUCUCCAGUUCUGGGUUCCCCAGUUAGGGACAGAGGACUGCCAGAGAGGGUACAGCAGAGGGCCACAAAGAUGAUUAGGGGCCUGGAGCAUCUCUCUUAUGAGGAAACGCUGAGGGACUUAGGUCUUUUUAGUCUGCAGAAGAGAAGGCUGAGGGUGGAUCUGAUCAAAUAGGCAACCUGCAUUGUUGGCUGUGUUAAAUCUUUCCCAUGCAAGCUGAUCAGAACUACUGUGGAUUAACUAUCACCUCUUUAUUUUGACAGACACACAGACCUGGAUGUUUCAACAGUUUCACCGUGCAUAAAAACUGCAUCUUUUGCAUGGAGCCUCUCCUAUUACUCCUCUAACUAUUGAAACUCUCAAAAGGAAAUAUCUUAAUAUUACUUUCUUCCAUAUCCUUAAGAAAUAGUUAUCACAAAUAAAUUCCGGAGCUGAAGUUCUAUUCUGAUGUGAACUAUUACAACUGCCAAAUGAAAUUGAAAACUAUAAAUGUCACAUGAAUAUGAUGUUGAAGAAGAAAACUACUGCAACUAUUAAUUUAAAUUUCAAAUUAUCUGUUAUCAGUGUUCUACUAUCACUAAAUCUCCCAGGCUAGCACUGAAGGUGUGAUGUUUUAAGUUUUUUUUAAUAGAGAAUAAUCUGACUAUAUAUUCCCUAGUGUAUAUUAGCUUGUAAACAAGAUGAUGAAGGGUAGUUUAGGUCUAGACUGACAAACUAGAAUUUUUUAAUUUCAGUCUCUGUAGUAUUAGAGUCUUAAACCCUGAACUUUUCAGAGCCAAAGAAGAGAGAGGUUUUAGAUAAACUACUUAAUUUUGAAUCCACUUCUACAUACCACACACUGAAAAUACAGAACAUCAUUUUGUAAGGAGACCUGACAGGGGAGCUAUCAAACUUACCUUUUGCUUUAUGUCUUUCAUAAUCUUACCAGGUUUCAACAAAGCUCCUUCAUUUUGUCGGGUACUCAUCUGUUGGUGUGUGUUCUUCUUAAAUGUCCUUCUUGUGGUUUAUGGAACUCUCUGUUCCAGACUUCUUAUUUAUUUCUUUUCCAGAAGUGACCCAGAGGAAAAAUAGCAAGAUGGAUCUGAUUUUGCAUACUAAUUGUCAGAGCUCUAAUAUAUAAGCAUAGGUGUUUCUAUUAUUGUACCACAUAAAAUGCAUCCUUUUGAUAUAUUGAAAAUAUUUUACUCUUUCAUGAUACCAGAUGGCUUCUAAUUACUAAGACCGUUGCCUGGAAGACUGUUUUUAGUCACUGACAAACUCACAUCCUAUUUGCAUUUAGAUGGCUCUCAGACGUACCUAAUAGGUUCACAAUGUGCUGUCAGUAGGGACACAAUUGUACACUCCAGCGCUAUAGAGUAGCUACACUGAAGUAGCUACUAGCCUGCUGCCUGUCUAGAAAAUCAACAUUUUUGCUUGGAGUAAAUAUCUGUGGCUCCAGAAAGGUGACUAGCUGUCUGUUACUUCAUUCUUCAAAACACUUGAUAAACCUUGAUAAGCAAAUCUCUGUGUUCAGCACAAAACAUCAUUCUAACAACCUCUUACAUCUCUUUCAUUAUAAUUUUCCCAGGACUAAUACAGUCUUCUCUGAUGAAGUGAAUGAAUUCCAAGUACUACAAAUAGUGUGCAUAAAAACCUUCCUUCUACCUAGAGUGAAGAAAACAAUUUUGUUUACGCAAAGCUUUCAUCACAGCACUGCCAAUGCAGUGUUUUUGCAUUUCAUCUAAAAUUGACCUAACUUCAGUUCAAAAAUAAAUUCUAUUCAGUGCAGAUUAUAGAAUAGAUUGUACAAAACUGCACUUUGCUUCAAAAUCAACAACUUUGAUUUUGAAUCCUGUGCUGGUAAAAAUGUGUUUGGAAAACACAUCUAACAUAAAAGAUACAGAUAUUUAAAAAUUAACACAGCAGUUGUGUUAUCCUCAGACUUGUACACUGGCAAUCACUGACAUAGAGAAACUUUUCACUGGGUAUUGUUUGAAAGAGUUUGCUUCUGAACUUAUCUAUUCAAUGAUCAACUGGUCAGAGAGAACUGUUUUCUGACAUCUACAAUUUAAUGAAGGUGAUAGGGUGUCUAUGAAGUGAUAAUCUGGCUCUAUCUCCAUGAUAUUCAUUCAAAGGCAUUCAUAAUUUUUUCCAUAUACAGCACUGUCAUUUUUUACAAAUUUACCAUAAGAUUUUUUAAAAGUAUUUAAUUUUAUGAUUAGAAUUCAUGAAGAUGAGAAAAUACUAACUCCUGAUAGUUCUAUUAUCCCAGCUAAUGGCAUGUAUUAAUUUCUGCAACCUCUUUCCUUCUAAUUUCUGUUUCAAUUAUAACCCUAUCUCUCUAUAUUGACACAGCAGCUUUAAAUAUUGUUGCUGUUGAGCAACGGCCGUGUCAGCUAACUGCAGUGUCAAAGACUACCAUCAUCUUGAACCUAACAGAAAGACAUGUCUUAUGGUCAGUUUUUGGGAAGUGUCAGAUGAGCAUGUACUGAUGUUAAAAUAAUUGUAAAAUGGGCAGUUCAUUGUUUGUACUUAAUGUAUUAUUACUCUAUGUGCUUUUUGUAGUUUGGGGCUUUAGCCCACAAAAAGAGGGGCUUUUCUGAGACAAAAUCUCAGUCCUGCUGAAGCCAAUGAGCUCAACGGGCCAGAUUUCACCUCUGAUGUUUACAUUUGCUAUCGAUCAAGGUAAAAGUUAGUGAUACUCUUCUGCAUUGCUCUGUUUGUUUGUUUUGGGGGGGAUGGAAUCAGCCAGAUAUGAAUGCGGAGAGUCCGGACAGAAUUGUUUUAAUGAGUGAAUGAGUAUGAAUCAUAUUCCGGAUCAGGAAAAACAGCUGCUAGAAUUUCUACCACAUACAGCUUUAAAAGACCUACAUACUUUGCUGAGGCACAUUAUUAUUGUAUAACUGGUCGCAGUAGUCCUAUAGAUGGCAGUUCACACAGCAAACGAUGGAAGCCUGCUAACAGCUGACAACAACAGGAAUUUUUUUCUCUGACUCCAAUAUGAUUCUGGAAUGAAAUGCUGACCCUAUCUAUAGUUUAUCUAUAUCUUGUUUUGCUAGGUUCCCCUUGCAGUCAGUGGAAAGACAUAACUGUCUCUAGAGAGUGAUUCAUUCCAUCUUAAAGCAAGUGUGAAGUACGUGGAUGGUGAUUCACCUGAAUUAUUGCCUUCCAUCACUUGGAGAGGAAUGAAAAACAUGACCAAUAUAGGCAAGCCAAAUAUCCAAAUCUCUAAUGAAUCUUCUAAAUGGGAUCUUCAAAUUAUCAUGUUGAAAUCUUGACAUGAGUGAAUAUAACUGGCAAAAAUAAGUUUAAAAUUAGUUUCAAGACCCACAGUCAAAUUGUCCUCAAGAGCAGGAGAGCAGGAUGAAAACAGUUUUCCUUCCUAAGUCUUGUCUUCUAUAUAAGGUGCUUCCUACAGUGUAGGCUAUUUUCUCUUCCAGUAGCAUUUUUAAAGCCAUCUGUAUAAACAGGAACCACCAAGUGCAAAACUCCAUUGGUGUCUGCCAGCCAAACUGUUGUUGCAGUAUAGGCAUAUGCUCUGUAUUGCUGGAAGGAACAUAAAGGCAGGCGUGCUCCCUUCCUGCUGUCGGGGAAGCAAACAGACCUAAGAAUCUACAUAAAAACAUUGUUUACCCAACACAUUGGUACAACUCGCUUGGUUCUAAUAAAAGCUAAUUUUCAAAUCA
Calidris pugnax (ruff) is the source of this 15680-nucleotide messenger RNA. It is a transcript of the gene NETO1, whose product is annotated as neuropilin and tolloid like 1. The record is from RefSeq and is a predicted model, not a curated record. Bases 893 to 2494 code for a protein of 533 amino acids. NCBI's taxonomy places the organism in Eukaryota, Metazoa, Chordata, Aves, Charadriiformes, Scolopacidae. Gene Ontology annotation, molecular function: protein binding. The transcript is spliced from 14 exons.